AUGCAAAGCCCCUCCUUACUCUGGUUCGAGCUCUUGGCUGUCCUCGUGGAGGUCCUGUUAUUUGGGGCCUUCUGCAUCCUGUAUCCCGCCGCGAUAUGGAUCUUGGUGCAUCGAAAACACCGCGGACGGUACUCACGUUCCCCGGUCCUCUGGCUAUCCGCGAUUGUCACAACUAUGUUCUUGUGCGCGGGCGCGGAUCUCGCCAUUGACAUCCGUAUGCUCCUUUUGGCAUUCGUCGACCACAGCACGACGCCUGGCGGGCCAACGGCAUAUUUCAACAAUCCCGGGAACAAUCCGGCCCUGUACGUUUCCGCUGUCAUUUUCGCUUUUCUGACCCUCCUUGGAGACGGGUUUAUGGCGUACCGGGUGUUUGUGGUUUGGGGCGGCAGGCCAAUCUCUCUCAUCCUACCUGGCCUCUUUCUUAUCGGUGAUAUAGUAACUACAGCUGUGUUUGGUCGAGCACUGCUGCAAGGCGGCCAGACAACCGCCUCAGAUGUUAUAUACAUUCCCGGAGCCCGUGCGCCCUUGAUUGCGUAUUUCUUAAUGACUCUUCUGACCAACUUCGGCACGACAUUCCUGUUGCUCGGUCGUCUCUAUUGGCACGACAGACGGACCAGACGUACUCUAUCCCAGGAUGUCUACGAUACCGUGCCCUGGCGGGUGAUGAAGACCAUUGCGCAGUCCCAAGCUGUCUACUCUAUCGGGGUGAUCAUUAACCUUGUCACGUAUUUGGCCAACUCCGACCUGGUACUCGUCACCAACUCCAUCCUCCCUCCGCUCAUUGGCAUCUCGUUUACACUGAUAAUCACACGCAUCGGCCUCAGCGAGGUUGUGGGAAACACCAGUCACGCAGAAUCCGUGGUUUCAAGACCCAUGGAGUUCAACAUUCCAGGCCACGCGCUGUCUCAUGAUAGCACCGUCAAUGUCUUCAUCUCGCGAUCGGAUGAUCGCAGCGAAGAUGUUGCCGUGGGCCCUGUCACGCAGCACGGCGCAUGCAUGAUCGAGAUCGCAAGGCUCACUUAUAGCGGCAGUCAGGGUGCUUAA
Molecule: messenger RNA, 1044 nt
Organism: Trametes versicolor FP-101664 SS1
Lineage: Eukaryota; Fungi; Basidiomycota; Agaricomycetes; Polyporales; Polyporaceae
Exons: 8
Coding region: 1-1044 (347 amino acids)
Source: RefSeq, a predicted model, not a curated record